Cherax quadricarinatus is the source of this 942-nucleotide messenger RNA. RefSeq lists its product as uncharacterized. NCBI's taxonomy places the organism in Eukaryota, Metazoa, Arthropoda, Malacostraca, Decapoda, Parastacidae. The record is from RefSeq and is a predicted model, not a curated record.
UGACAGUUGGUGGUGACAGCUGGUGGAGUCAGGGUGUGUCGCUCUCCUGGUUCCUUCCACACUUGAAAAAUGGUUUAUAUAUUCUCAGUGGCAACGUUUUUACCAAACUGAGUGUAAAAUAGGUUUCUCAGAAUGAAGUGGAAGUAAGAUUGUGUUAGUGGUGGAAUCAGCUGUGAUUGUCUCUUAUUCGUCAAACUCUGUAUGACUUAGUUUAGUGAAAAUAAUGAGAAUAUACCUUGGAAAUACAUUAUUUUAUUGUAUGAAGAACGAGUAUUAAGAGGCGGGAAAGGUGAAGGCUUUGGAUCCAAGGAAUUUACAGCACAUUUAAGGUCUCUUCUCUCCCUCUUCACAAACAUGAAGAUUUUUAAGGUUCGUGAAUGCUGUUUACCUGGAGUUUACCUGGAGAGAGUUCCGGGGGUCAACGCCCCCGCGGCCCGGUCUGUGACCAGGCCUCCUGGUGGAUCAGAGCCUGAUCAACCAGGCUGUUGCUGCUGGCUGCACGCAAACCAACGUAAUGUUGAUGUUGGCAGUGACAACAUUGGCCGCUGAUGCAUUCAUCUGGCCUGACUGGUUGCUUCAGCCUGCUAUCAGACGCAGACCACAGGGAAUGAGGUCAUCUCAAGGAGGGUCACAGUUCCGUCGACAAGAGCUUCACCACCCAGCCACACACAAAGUAAACAGAAGAGAGCCUCGCCAGAAAGCUACAUACCCAACCAGGCAACAGUCACAGGGCCCAAACUCGGCCACCCUCACCAUGGUUCGUGCUGCUACUAACCUUGGCCUUGGUGAAGACCCUGAGUUCACCCGUCAGCUGUGCAUGACAACGGAUGUGUGCCCAUAUUCAUGGCAGUGGAUAGAAAGCAACAUGCUGAGAGCCAUUGUCAGGUGGUCACUGCUCAGAUAGGUACCUUGGUCUUUAAAAAAAAAUAAAAAAAUUUCUUU